Molecule: messenger RNA, 3722 nt
Organism: Lingula anatina
Lineage: Eukaryota; Metazoa; Brachiopoda; Lingulata; Lingulida; Lingulidae
Biological process (GO): regulation of transcription by RNA polymerase II; cell differentiation
Cellular component (GO): nucleus
Molecular function (GO): DNA-binding transcription factor activity, RNA polymerase II-specific; sequence-specific DNA binding
Source: RefSeq, a predicted model, not a curated record
UCUCAGGCAUGAGCUAUGUAUACCCUGGUCAUGUGACUCACUAUAGGAAGUGGAGUAGAAACAAGCGUGAUAAGGAACCCAGCACAGUGGGCUCAGUCUCUAAGUGGAUUUGUACUGAGAGUGACUGAGAAUUGAGACAUCGACUGUGAAAGCUUAGAAUAUAAUCUGGAGAAAUAUAUUGAUUAACCAGAGGAGGAAAGAAAUCAAAUUUGAGUGUAUUAACAGAGACUUAAGGAUUAUUGAAACAUUCAGGAAAACUGUGUUGUGGUUAGAAUUGAGUGUAUAAUAGCAGUGACAAGGAGGAUUAUUAUCAGUCUGUCAGUUAUUUAAGAAUCUAUCAUAUACAGUUAAGGAUAAGACUAGAGAGGGGUGACACAAGGACUUACCAUCAUGUGGCGAGAAGAGACGGUGACAUCGGUGGACAUGUCACCUGUAUUAGAUUUAUCAAUUAAGAAACCAAAGCUGGAACUGCCAACGAAUUGUCCUGCUCCGACACCCCUCAGCGGUGUCACGGACUACUUACCUCUCACACCGACCACCCCUACCACGCCGACCAAGUCCUAUAAGAAGAACAUGCUGAAAAGAUACUUGGAAACAUGUGAGAAAGAACACACGCCCUCAGGACGAGAGAUGGCGGCGGAGGCGCUACUCAGCAUGGAUUCCCCCAGCACCACCAGUGAGACCAAAACCUUCCUUCAGGGGAUCUUGCAACAGAAGCAGGCACAGAUGCAAGCCUCUCUCCCCCCUAGCCCUGCUGACAGCGGGUACUCAGACCCAGAGAGUAGCAGUGAUGAGGUGAACAAGAUACGAUUAAAAGGUCUAAAUUCCAAUUUGUACAGUCCCACAGAAACUUUCAUUCCGCCAUAUUGCCGUGGUGCACCGACAGUGCUGCCCCCACAGUCCUCCUUCUUUCACCACGGAAUAACACACAUCGCAAUGAGGCCAGAUCACAUGUACACUCCCACCGUGAUCCCCAACACAGUGAAUGGCAUGCUGGCCCACCCCAGUGCCUUCUGCCAGGCAGGAGGAGAGGAAGAAGAUGAAGACGGGUCCCACUCCCCACCGUCCUCACCCACGCGGAAGAUUAAAAAAGGGCGUAAAACAAAAAGUCUGGAGUCUUCCCCCAUUCCACAGAAGAGGAAAAGGGAUGGUAACACAACAUACCUUUGGGAGUUCUUAUUACAACUGCUACAAAACAAAGAGACGUGUCCGCGGUAUAUCAAAUGGACCAGCAGAGAAAAAGGGAUCUUCAAACUGGUGGACUCUAAGGCAGUGUCCAAACUAUGGGGAAUCCACAAGAAUAAACCAGAUAUGAACUAUGAAACUAUGGGGCGAGCUUUACGGUACUACUAUGCUCGAGGUAUUCUCAACAAGGUAGAUGGACAGAGACUCGUAUAUCAGUUUGCUGAAGUCCCCAAAGACAUUAUCGAGAUUGACUGCAGUCCUUCCUAGGAAUUCUGGGAACACAUAGCUUCUGUUAAUGGCAGCACUCUGUACAUAUGUUGAUAAUAUAGUAUCUUUUUGAAUGGGAAAAUGGGGAGGGAGUCAAACAUGGAAGGAAGAAAAGCAGUUGAAAACGAUGUGGUGGCAAACUAAGACAUGGUGUUUGGCACAGACUUAAGAGAAAAGAGAAAUGGAUGAUGUGAAGGUGUUAAAAUAGGACACUGGUGACCUCCAGGUGACCUGGUCACUGUGGGUGACCUCCUGGUUGACCUCCAGGAUAGAUAUCCACAGAACUCGUCAGUAUGUUUUAAAAACUAGAAGUGGAUGUGAAGAGGCAGGGCCAGGCUGAACCAGAAGUUGACAGCCCCCCAGCACAUGAGAAAAACAGAGCUUGGUGUAUGUCACCUUAAAAAAGGGGGAAAAUAAUAGAUAUGACACAACAUGCAAAGUAAUGGCUAGGGAAAAUGACCUGUCAUCUUUGGUGCAUCUGCCAUGUGGAGAUGUCUGAAAAGGACCGUGAUAGUCUCUUUCAGAUGGUGGCUGCUCACCAGUUGAAUGACUGAUGUCCAGUCCUGUUGAAAAAUGUCAUUUCCUCUACGUAUGUCCACACUUGAUACUUCACGUGAAUAUCCAAACUGUGCCAUAAACUCAUUCUUCCUUAUGUAAAUAUACAUAGCAAUAUGUGAUGAGCAGAAAAUGGCAGUUUUCGUGGUGUUGUUUAUACAAUGUAUGUGCUGUGUUCAAGGAAAGCACAAGCUCAGUUAUAAAGAGCAAAAAAAAGAAAAAUGAGAUAUUUGAAACAGGGUGAGGAAAGUUUACAGACCUAGCAUGCAGAUGCAAUUUUGGUGCUGUAACUUCACUGUGGACUGCAUUCAAUUUAAAACCAAAAAUUGUUCCAAUCUGAACAUGUUUACCUGAAAGGUAUUUGAUUUCCCAGAAGGUAUCUGAUAUUUUCUUUGAUGUAAUAAAACUUACAGUGAUAUUUAGUACAGGAUAGCAAAUUUAUGUGGUACCAUAAGCUCAGAGAUAGUUACUUACUGCAAAUUAAAGCCCGUGCCUUUCAUUAGGCAUAGGUGAUAUAUAUAUAUAAAUGUCCCCUGCCUAUGGUAUAGGUUCAUUGUGACAUCAUUCUUCAUAGUAGUGCUCUAAGCCUCUUAUAAAUGGUGUGAUCUCAAUUUUGUAUAUAGUGUGAAUAAUCUAUAUAAUAAUCAGUAACUAUGUAAAUGUUUUAAAAACAAAAACAAAAUGCACAAAUUGUAUUAUAUCAGAAAAUUAUAUACAGAACACUUUUACAGUGGUUUUUAUGUAAAAGUACACCGAGGACUGAAUUUGUAGAAUCAUAGAUACAAUCUUGCCAUCUUGGUCUAUAGUGUGUGUUUUUCAAAGUCCAAUAAAACUUUCAAAGUUUGGUAGAUCUGUGUAUUUGUAUGAAAUUGUUUUUGAAAUCUUUCUGCUCUGUAUACGUAUUUUUCUGCAGUGUACAAUAGUUCAUAAUUCUUUAAUUUUUGUCAUAUAACAUGGUUUCAUGUGUGUCCAGGUAGUCCCAGUUUGAAGUUAAUUUCUCACAAAUAGCAAAUUCAUUUCCUGAGAUUGAGAAAUGUGUAAGUGUUGAACAGGAGUAUCAUUUUCUUUUAAUUGUUGCAAUGUAGAUCAUUUGCUUUCAAUAGCGAGUAGAGAGGAAAUGCCUGAAAUUAUUAAUAAACAUAACGGAAGUGAUUUUGUCACACUAGGUUGAUGUUCCAUUGUUUCAAGUUAAACCUGUAUAGAAACCAGACCAGGAACUGAGCUAUUCUCAGUUGGCCUCUUAACUGUUAGUUCAUAUAAGAUAACUGAUUAGGAUUAAUGUUAAAUCGGAACUCGUGAAUUAAGCAGCUUAGAUUCAGCUAUACAUUGUGGCAGUGUUUUACUUGUAAGGUGUUUUUAAUUGUGAAGGUUGUUUUAUUAAAAAUAUCAGUUUUUUUUUUUAAAUUUGCCUGGGGCUCCAGGCAGCGGGUGAUAUCUGAUAUGUAUGAUGGUAACACGGAUGGACAGAGCAGAAAGUUGAUAUAAACCUGUGCAGAGCUUCAAAUUAAGAAAUUAUAUAUCCAAGAAUUCUGAAACUAUAUGCUUCACACUGCAGUGAUGCUACCUUAGUGAGAUAUUUACUAGGUUCUGCAUAUAUACAUAUUACAGGUACUGUUAUUUUUGUUUUAAGUUUGUUUUAAGUCCUCGAAAUAAAGCACUACUGCUGGAAGUGAAAUUGCUGUGUCAACUUUUUGAAUAAAUGCUUAAACAUUGUG